Messenger RNA from Cydia splendana, 1514 nucleotides. RefSeq names its product chromobox protein homolog 1-like. The record is from RefSeq and is a predicted model, not a curated record. Gene Ontology annotation, cellular component: nucleus; pericentric heterochromatin. Bases 129 to 1085 code for a protein of 318 amino acids. Gene Ontology annotation, molecular function: chromatin binding. Gene Ontology annotation, biological process: negative regulation of transcription by RNA polymerase II; chromatin organization. The transcript is spliced from 7 exons. NCBI's taxonomy places the organism in Eukaryota, Metazoa, Arthropoda, Insecta, Lepidoptera, Tortricidae.
GUGAAGCGCGUUCGCGUUUGCGACUUGCGUUGUGUUUGUUGAUUUAUUGAUUCUUGUGUAUUAUUAGCCUCUUUAUUAAAUGUAAUAUCAAUUUAGUUUUUUACAAAGGAUAUAAUCUAUUAACAGGGAUGGAGGAAGCUAUCGAGUCGCUCUCUGAGAGCAAUAUGCAAGCUGGAGUUGAUUUAAACUUCCAGCCUAAUCAAGAACCGGUACAACCAAUGGAAACGAAUCAAGUUCCACCAGGACAACCCGGCACACUAGGCCCGAGUGGUAAACAUGAAGAGUUUUCUGUUGAAAAAGUCUUGGACCGGCGUGUGAAGAACGGAAAAGUUGAAUACUUACUUAAGUGGAAGGGAUAUUCUCACGAGGAUGACACCUGGGAGCCUGAGGACAACCUUGACUGUCCAGAGCUUAUAUCAGCAUAUGAAGAAGCUCGCCUUAAGCGGGAACGUGAAGCUGUAGAGGCUGAAGCAGCAACAGCCGAAACUGCUGCUGCAGUGGAAGUAGCGGCAGCCGCUGCGGCCGCUGCAGCAGCUGCUGCCGCGGCUCCCACUGCCGUAACUCCUACGCCUCCUCCAGAAACCGUGGAGGAAACAUAUAGCACUAGGAAACGCGGCCGUCGAGGUGCUGAAAAGAAGAAAAAGAUUGAAGAAAUUGAAAAACCCAGAGGCUUGGCUCGUGGUUUACAACCAGAGAAGAUUCUUGCUGCACAGUUAUUCCAUGGGGUUCUCUAUUUUCUUGUUAAAUGGGAAGACUGCCUAGAAUUCGACGUAGUGCCAGGCCAUGAGUUCGGUGAGGCGUAUCCCGACUUCAUGAUCGCCUACUACGAGCACUGCGUACCCUUUAGCGUUAGACACAAGGUGGGCAAGGUGCCCAGGAUGGCUCCCGAGCUGCCGCCAAGCCCCCAGCCCUCGCCUCCGCAGACCAGCGAAGAUGGGGCUAAUGAAUCCAUGGAUACCUCAGCACCCAAUCUAGAGACGGGCCCCUCUCUAUCUGCGGCAGGUCCUGAAGACUCUGCUGCUAUGGACGUCGCCCCUCCCGUCCAGAUGCCGGAAGAAACUGCUCCAAGUAUUGAAGUCAAUUAAUAUGAUAUUCAACCCAUGCUUGUUUAUGAUAUAACUUAUAUCAUAUAAGUCUUAGUAAUAGGUGUAUGUAGUUCAAUUAUGGUAAGCUUUUAUUUUAACUACCUAUGUCCAGUUCAAACUCCAAAAAAGCAUGACAAUGUUGACAAGUCUUGUAUAUUUUCUAUAUUAACCCUUUUUCAGGACGAACUAAUCUACAAGGUUUUCCCAAAAAAUCCAAAUAUAGUCCCAAAAUCCACAUUUCCCGAAAGUGCAACCUAAUAUGAAUGUUAAAGUUGAAAUUCUAUUGUCGCGUAUGUGGUCGAUAAUUCGUACUAUGCCUGGAAAUGGGUUAGAGUCAGACCAAGCUAAGUUCGCAGCGAUUUUGAUAGUCCAGGUUCAGACGGUGUAAGUUUGAGUAAACUAAGUAAUUUCAUAGUUUGACGUUUAUAG